Chinchilla lanigera (long-tailed chinchilla) is the source of this 2770-nucleotide messenger RNA. RefSeq names its product histidine ammonia-lyase (gene Hal). Gene Ontology annotation, cellular component: cytoplasm. The transcript is spliced from 20 exons. Gene Ontology annotation, biological process: L-histidine catabolic process. Bases 338 to 2311 code for a protein of 657 amino acids. NCBI's taxonomy places the organism in Eukaryota, Metazoa, Chordata, Mammalia, Rodentia, Chinchillidae. Gene Ontology annotation, molecular function: histidine ammonia-lyase activity. The record is from RefSeq and is a predicted model, not a curated record.
GAGAAUGCAGACAGAGGGAAAAAUUGGGGACCUUGACCAGAGGGGUGGAAGAUCCCAGGCCUUUCUGCCCACAGGGCCGGAUCGCAGACGGACAGACACCAGCCGGCACCCCUUCUGUGCCUCUUAGCUACAAAAAGCCAAAGGAAUACCAAUAAAUAUUUGUCCAAGGCCUGAAUGAGUAAAGGCGAGGGAAGGGGUGUGUUCUGAGAGCCCAUCCCCACCGACCACACCUCUGCAGUCCCUGCUGGAUAAAAACUCCUCCUCCUGCCACUGUGUCCCAGGAGCAGCAGCAGGCCUGUGGCAGCGGCCUCCAGGGCCCCGGCUGCAGAGCGGAGCCAUGCCCAGGUACACGGUGCACGUGCGAGGGGAAUGGCUGGCCGUGCCCUGCCAGAACGCGCAGCUCACUGUGGGCUGUCUGGGCCGCGAGGCCGUGCGGCGCUACAUGAAGAACAAGCCCGACAACGGCGGCUUCGCCUCCGUGGACGAUGUCUGCUUCCUUGUGCGCCGGUGCAAGGGCCUGGGCUUGCUGGACAAUGAGGACUUGCUGGAGGUGGCCUUGGAGGACAAUGAGUUCGUGGAAGUGGUCAUAGAAGGCGAUGCAAUGUCACCCGAUUUCAUUCCUUCCCAACCAGAAGGAGUAUACCUAUACAGCAAGUACCGCGAGCCUGAAAAGUAUAUCGAUUUAGACGGGGACAGCCUGACCACGGAGGAUCUGGUCAACUUGGGAAAGGGACGCUACAAAAUAAAGCUCACUCCAGUUGCUGAGAAAAAGGUCCAGGAAUCCAGAGAAGUCAUAGACAGGAUCAUAGAGGAAAAAACAGUUGUUUACGGCAUUACUACAGGUUUUGGGAAAUUUGCCAGAACUGUAAUUCCUGUCAGUAAGCUACAGGAACUUCAGGUCAACUUAGUUCGCUCCCAUUCCGCAGGUGUUGGAAAACCAUUCAGUCCUGAGAGGUGUCGGAUGCUCUUGGCACUAAGGAUCAAUGUCUUAGCCAAAGGAUACAGUGGCAUUUCCCUGGAGACCCUCAAACAAGUUAUUGAGAUAUUUAAUGCCUCCUGCCUGUCCUAUGUCCCAGAGAAAGGAACCGUGGGUGCCAGUGGAGACCUCGCCCCGCUCUCUCAUCUUGCUCUUGGGCUAAUUGGAGAAGGGAAGAUGUGGUCUCCGAAGAGCGGCUGGGCGGAUGCCAAAUACGUCCUGCAAGCCCAUGGACUAAAACCAGUUGUUUUGAAACCAAAAGAGGGCUUAGCGCUCAUCAAUGGGACGCAGAUGAUCACAUCCCUGGGCUGUGAAGCUGUUGAGAGAGCCAGUGCCAUCGCCCGGCAGGCUGACAUCGUGGCAGCCCUGACCCUUGAGGUGCUGAAGGGCACCACCAAAGCCUUCGACACUGACAUCCAUGCUGUUCGGCCCCAUCGUGGGCAGAUUGAAGUUGCUUUUCGAUUUCGGUCACUCUUGGACUCGGAUCACCACCCAUCGGAAAUAGCAGAGAGUCACAGGUUCUGUGAUCGUGUCCAGGACGCGUACACCUUGCGCUGUUGUCCUCAGGUCCAUGGUGUGGUGAAUGACACAAUAGCAUUUGUGAAAGACAUUAUUACCACAGAACUGAAUAGUGCAACAGAUAAUCCUAUGGUCUUUGCCAGUAGGGGAGAGACAAUUUCUGGAGGAAACUUCCAUGGUGAAUACCCAGCCAAAGCCCUGGACUAUUUGGCCAUUGGCGUCCAUGAACUUGCUGCGAUUAGUGAAAGAAGAAUCGAAAGGCUCUGUAAUCCCUCCCUCAGUGAACUGCCCGCCUUCCUGGUGGCUGAAGGUGGUCUGAACUCUGGGUUCAUGAUAGCCCACUGUACAGCUGCAGCGCUCGUUUCCGAGAGCAAGGCUCUGUGCCACCCCUCGUCUGUGGACUCGCUCUCCACCAGUGCCGCCACGGAGGACCACGUCUCCAUGGGCGGGUGGGCAGCCAGGAAAGCCCUCAGGGUCAUCGAGCAUGUGGAGCAAGUGCUAGCCAUUGAGCUUCUUGCAGCCUGCCAGGGCAUAGAGUUUCUGCGCCCCUUGAAAACAACCACUCCCCUGGAGAAGGUCUAUGACCUGGUGCGCUCUGUUGUAAGGCCCUGGAUAAAGGACCGCUUCAUGGCCCCAGACAUCGAGGCAGCACACAGGCUUCUCCUCGAGCAGAAGGUUUGGAAUGUGGCUGCACCAUACAUCGAAAAAUACAAAAUGGAGCAUAUUCCAGAAUCAAGACCUCUGUCUCCUACAGCCUUUUCACUGCAAUCUCUACACCAGAAAGCCACGAAAAUCCCAGAGACAGAGGAACUUUAAUGGGCUUUGUCAUGGGUUAGAUCAGGUGGUCUUCAGCCCAACACAAAGCAGUUCCAUGCUGAAGGAGAGAGCUGGGAACUCUCCCCGAUAGAUGUGGUUCCCCUCCUGACUCAGUGAGGAUGGUAGCAAUAGCAUAAUUGCUCAAUCCAGCCCCGUGUUCUUGUUCCCAUAGCUUGAGAUGCACUGGGUGUUUUGGGACUGUAGGAGUUUUCUUUCUUUCUUAAAAAUAUCAACAUAGCCACAAUUGCAUGGAUCUGUUUUUUAACUCAGCAUGAGAUGAACUCAAAUUUGGAAACAGAUUGACAGCAUUCUUCUCCAAAAAUUUAGAUUUUGUAAACGUUAUUUUUUAUUUGCUUUGAGAAGCUCCUCCUUGGGGACUUUCUUUGGCUGAUUGUACUAUGUCAUAACAUGACAACUGUUCCUUAAUAUGCAUUCAUAAAUAACCAUUCUGACUCACAA